AUGUCAAUAAAGCUCCAAACGGCUAGUGCUGACUUAGAACUCUUUCCUGACUUCGUGGUGAAGAAGGUGGAUUUGGAACUACAAAGGCCGCCUCACAAUGCUCAUACGGAGUUGGAGAUUUUAAAUACACUUUCUCACAAAAAUGUAAUGCGGCUUAUAGAUCACAGUAUAACUACCGGAUACGUCACUUUUAAAUUCCCUAGAUACAGAUGUGACUUAAAUCAAUAUAUGGACGAACAUUGGAAGUCGAAGUAUAACCCCUACUUACUAGACAAUAACUCCAAAAAAUCAUAUUCUAACACUUUGCCUCUUGACGAUUCUUUGCUUAUUUUAAAACAGGUAUCUGAAGCGUUGAGUUACAUACAUGCCAAUGGAAUUAUACAUAGGGAUAUCAAACCACAUAAUAUCAUGAUGAACUCAUGCAAUGAGGUUGUCUUAGGAGAUUUUGGAAUUAGUUACAAUAGGAAUAUCGAUAAUCCCGCCAAGACUUGUGAUUGCUCUACUUCUAUCUAUAAGGCACCUGAGCUUUUGUUUAGCAUAUCAGAUUAUCAAUAUGAGAUCGACAUCUGGGCCUUGGCAAUUAUGCUAUCCCAAUUAUGGAAUGACAAGGCAGAAUCCAAAUCAAGUACUAGUAAGUUGAUAAAUAUCGAUCUCGAAGAAUGUUCAGAUAUCAAGCUAGUUUUGACCUUGUUUCACCAGCUUGGAAAACCAAGUACUGAAGACUGGCCUCAGAUCGCCAGGAAUGACUCUUUCCAUGGUAUGUUCGGCAACCUUACUAGCGAUAAUUACAUUGAUAGACUACCAUUGGAAACAAAAUUGCAAAAGGUAUUUGAAUGGAUGCCUCUGAUCAAAGAUAACUCUAAAUUAGCGCUCAUGUGGCUUUCAAUGGUGAAAUUCAAUCGUGAACAAAGAAUUUCCGCAAAACAUAUUCUUGAAAUAAUGGCAACUAUUUAG
Messenger RNA from Kluyveromyces marxianus DMKU3-1042, 954 nucleotides. RefSeq names its product cyclin-dependent protein kinase-activating kinase CAK1 (gene CAK1). Gene Ontology annotation, biological process: regulation of mitotic cell cycle; protein phosphorylation. NCBI's taxonomy places the organism in Eukaryota, Fungi, Ascomycota, Saccharomycetes, Saccharomycetales, Saccharomycetaceae. The record is from RefSeq and is a predicted model, not a curated record. The coding region runs from base 1 to 954 and encodes 317 amino acids. The transcript has a single exon. Gene Ontology annotation, cellular component: nucleus. Gene Ontology annotation, molecular function: protein kinase activity; ATP binding.